AUGUGGUCAGUGGUUCUGUUAUGGCUGAGCUGUGUCCCUGCAGGACUGCAGGCAGCUGCUGUCUACAGGAGAGAUGUUCCACACCAGAAGGUGGAGGUGUACAGUGUGACGCUGGACUGCACAGUCACCUCUCGCUUCGCUCACACCGUCAUGACGUCCAAGGCUCUGAACAAGGCCAACAGCUCUCAGGAAAUCUUCUUUGACGUGGAUCUGCCCAAGACCGCCUUCAUCACCAACUUCAGCAUGGAAAUAGAUGGUCAACUCUAUGUGGGAAAUGUGAAAGAGAAGGAAAAGGCCAAAAAACAAUAUGAUAAAGCCGUAUCUUCUGGACAGACAGCUGGUUUGGUCAAAGCUUCUGGGAGGAAAAUGGAGAAAUUUUCAGUGUCUGUCAAUAUCGCCGCUUUGAGCUCUGUCGUGUUCACUUUGACCUACGAGGAGCUUCUUCAGCGCAAACUGGGUCACUAUGAGAUCCUCACACGGGUUAAACCCCAGCAGCUCGUCCAGGAGUUUAAGAUUGUAGUCAACAUCUUUGAGCCUCAGGGUCUUGCUUUUGUUGAAGCAGAGGCCUCUUUCCUGACAAAUGACUUGCUCCUCCUGGUGGACAAAACCGUCACUGACAAAAAGGCUCAUAUUUCUUUCACACCGACCUUGGAACAGCAGAGAACUUGUCCAGGAUGUGAGGGAUCAAUAAUCGAUGGAGAUUUUAUUAUAAAAUAUGAUGUUAAACGAGAAAAGAGCUUGGGCGAAAUUCAAAUUUCUAAUGGAUACUUUGUGCACUUCUUUGCCCCUCCUGACCUCCCCAGAGUUCCUGUCAAUGUGGUGUUUGUCAUUGACAGAAGUGGUUCAAUGAGUGGAAUAAAGAUGCAACAGACAAAAGAAGCACUUAAGGCCAUUUUUGAUGACCUCCAUGAAGAGGACCACUUUGCUUUAAUAAUAUUUGAUAACAAGAUAAUAAAAUGGAGAAAAUACCUUUCAAAAGCAACACAGCAGAACAUCACUGCUGCCCAGUCCUUUGUAAAAAGGAUUAAGGACAAUGGCUCCACUGACGUCAACAGCGCUCUGCAGGAGGCUGUGAAAAUGUUGAAGAAUGGCCAUCGGAAAAACACUAUUCCAGAGAGAAGUACAGAUAUGAUCAUUUUGCUCACUGAUGGGAAUCCAAACUCUGGAGAGAGUAGCAUCCCUGUGAUACAGAAAAAUAUCCAGGCUGCCAUCGCUGGGAACAUGUCACUGUUUUGUCUUGGAUUUGGGAACGAUGUGGAUUAUUCUUUCCUUGAUGUGAUGGCGCGGGAGAAUUUGGGACUGGCUCGGAGGAUAUUUGAGGGCUCGGAUGCUGGUCUUCAAGUUCAGCAGUUGCAGUCCCCUCUCCUGCUGCCUGGAAACCUGGCAUAA
Molecule: messenger RNA, 1389 nt
Organism: Knipowitschia caucasica
Lineage: Eukaryota; Metazoa; Chordata; Actinopteri; Gobiiformes; Gobiidae
Source: the annotation of a GenBank genome assembly